This is a messenger RNA of Zootoca vivipara (common lizard), 9800 nucleotides long. NCBI's taxonomy places the organism in Eukaryota, Metazoa, Chordata, Lepidosauria, Squamata, Lacertidae. The record is from RefSeq and is a predicted model, not a curated record.
CGUACUUCAUUCUUCAAUUCAAAAGGAAACUGGAAUAAUAAUUCAUUUUCUCAGCCUACUGUUCUAAACACCAGUUUAUUUCAAAAUUAAAAAAAUAUGACACAGCAGUACAGUACUUAUUUCACAAAUUGUAAUAUCCCUUGCAGUAAGAUACUCCCUUGAAUGGUUUUGUUUGAUUCAGGGUAGUUUGGAAGCAGGACUUUUUUUCAGCUGGAAUUCCAGGACCUCUCAGAUGGCCCGGUUGCCAUUAUAAGAGAACAAGGGAGGUGUUCAGUGCGAGUUCUGGCACCUCUUUUUCUAGAACAGGCAUCCCCAAACUUCGGCCCUCCAGAUGUUUUGGAUUACAAUUCCCAUCUUCCCCAACCACUGGUCCUGUUAGCUAGGGAUCAUGGGAGUUGUAGGCCAAAACAUCUGGAGGGCCGCAGUUUGGGGAUGCCUGUUCUAGAAUAAUAGCACUGCUUAGAAGCAUUCCAAUAUUGCCUCUCCCAGUCAGUUUAUGCCAUUUUGGAUAGGGACCAGUCUUUGCUUAUGUUAAUCUGAAUUUAAAAUUGCUAUGUAUAUUGAGUGAUACAUCAUCUCUGUGGAAGAUCAAAUAGCUGUGGAAGGCCUGAAGUUUAUUGAACUUGUUUUGACAUGAAAGGUUUUUGACUAUAAAUGGGCAGCUCCCAGUCCUGGGGUUUGAGCUGUGUAAUACCUCUGGAUAGCUUAUGCACCCUUCUUUGAAGGACCAGGUAUGAAGAUCCAUCAUUGUCAUUAGAGGACCAGGUGAUCUCUGGGGUGACCAUUACCAACCAGCUACAACAGUCCUAGGAGGGAGAUAUCAUUUCCUCCAACAUUCCUAAUAUGAAAAUGGGAACAGUACAUUCUCCAUCAUUAUCAUUGCUUGAGCAUUUUCUCCUAGUCAAGAACAAGUGUUAUUAGAGGAAACACACAAAACUGUAGUAUUUAAGCACAGAAAUCUUUGAUUUUUUUGUUUUGCAUUUAAGGAAGCCUAAAGGGGAAAAGAAAACCCCAAAUAAAUAAAUACCACUAACGGUGUGUACACAUACACAACGUUAACAAUUAAUACAACGUAAUAAAAAUAAACAUUAUUAUAAAUAAAAACAACAUGGGUGAAAUGUCUUUAUUACCAAGCAAUUGCUCUUUGUUGCUAUUGCUUCCACUUUCAACUGGAGUUUUUAAGCAACAAAACUUCCUACCCUUAGAGAAAAUUCAUGCUGCUACUGAAGGCCAUAAUGUGAGCCCAGCCAAUCCCCAUUUCAGCUUAAGCUUGUGGAGAAGUUUUCUCUUUUUUUUGCUAUGUCUGCCAAUGUAGACCAGGCCUGGGAAACAUGCCACCAGACUACAACCCCCAAUUCCUCUGACCACAAGCCAUGCAGAUUGAGACUUCCCAUUGACUGCCUCGCUGCCCAGCUGUUGUCUGCACCUCUCAGCUCUUCCUCUCAGCUAAGGCAGAGCCCUGGGAACACAACCCACCACUGUCUCCCAUUAGGCUGUGUUGGGAAUUUAGGACUCUGCAUGACAAAGUAAGGAGCAGAGAUGGCUUAAGGGUCCUGGCAUUUUCAGGGAAGUUGGAGACUAUGAGAUAGGGUUACUAUGUUGGUAUAUACAUUGGUAGCCUCCUAAUUACACUACUGUAGUGCUCUGUAUGUGGGACUACCCUUGUGUCUGAUUUGGAAGUUGCAGUUAGUGGGAAAUUGUUCAUUACAGUGGUACCUCUACUUACGAAUUUAAUGCGUUCCGAACGCACAUUUGUAAGUCGAAAAAAUUUGUAAGUCGAAUCCCAAUAGGAAUGCAUUGGGAGAAAAAAUUCGUAAGUCGAAGCAACCCUAUCUAAAAAUUCGUAAGUAGAAAAAAUCCUAUCUAAACCGCAUCCAAGAUGGCGGACAGAGCUCCAUUUGUAAGUAGAAAAAUUCGUAAGUAGAGUUAUUUGUAAGUAGAGGUACCACUGUAUUACAUUUAGAUCCCACCACCUUUCCUUUGAGGAGUUUAAGUUGACGUUCUCCCUACUUCCAUUUUAUUCUCUCAAUGUUAGGUAGGUUAGGAUGAGAGUUCUUGCAGGUGAGCUUCAUGGUUGAGAGGAGAUUUCAACCAUGUUGUGGCAGAUCCCACCGCUAACCACCAAUUAAUAUGUAGCAGAUUAGCCCUCUAACUACCCCCAGUAAAAUAUUGCAGGCUCACCGCAUGGUACGCCAAUUACACGAAUUUCUGCAAUUUACCACAGGCUAUCUUGUGAGGGUCUUCUGUGAGGGAAAACUUGGUGAUUUAGAGUCUUAGGCAGGAGCUGAUUAAACAAGAAAAGUUUUAAUUACAAAGAGAAGUUUGCAAAACAAAAUUGGAUCAGGAGAUGCAUUAUUUCAGGUAGAAUUUAACCUGUUACUUAAAGCUAAUUAUAAAGAUUUCACAGGCCUAAACACAGUAGUAUAUGCACAGCUUUUCUUAAACUUUGGUUGCUAAAAAUCAGGUAGAUGUUCUGGUUUCUAGAAUAGGUGGUAAAAUGUUAAACUCAGUUUCUGUUACUUCGUUCUCAUUCCUUUACUUCAGGCACCUCCAAACUUCGGCCCUCCAGAUGUUUUAGACUACAAUUCCCAUCAUCCCUGACUACUGGUCCACUUAGCUAGGGAUCAUGGGAGUUGUAGGCCAAAACAUCUGAAGGGCCACAGUUUGGGGAUGCCUGCUUUACUUAGUCAUGACAGGUGUUACAAUUAAAUACUUUGACACAGCACAGCUGCCUUCACAUGAGCAAGGGGCACUUUUUGUCGGUUACUCACUCCUGAGGUAUUGCAAUUAGUAUACUGGUUUGGGAGUCAGAUUUACCUAGGAGAACUCUCCCCUCCUGGCUAGAAUGAGGCCCAGGUAUCCUGAAUUCCUACAGGUUCUACCUCUCCUGGCUCAGACUCAGCCCUCCAGGUAGCUCCUUUCUGUAUACCUUCCUCAGACACUCAACCCAGUCUUCCUGUCUAAGCUAUGAGGCUCUUUCCUCUUGCUAUAGAUAGUAUCUCCUGUGUGGAUGUUCCACUCAAACUAGAACAAGUUCUCCUCAGUCAAAUCGUACCCUGAUCCCUAUCUCUAUCUCUCGAGCUAAACCCUAUUUCCCCUCGAGCCCUUUCCAACUCUCUCCCUCAGAAACGGUUCCUUUUAUUCUCCCUCUCAAAGUGCUGCUCCACCCCCUCUGGCUAGCUGUCUUGAGAGAAGCUCCAGCACUCUGGUGGAAUUUCUUAGGGAUUUCAUAAUCAGACCCUGGUCUGCCUCUGUUGUCCAUCAUACAUGCCCAGACUCUAGCCCAGAACUUUCCAAACUUUUCAUGAACUGUGACACAUUUUUUAGACAUGCAUCAUUUCGCAACACAGUAAUUCAGCUUUACUACUAGCAAACCAGAGGUUAAACGAACCCCUUUAUAAAGACUAUAAAGCCAGCUGACAGAAGGGUGUGGGGUGCACUAGCAUUCCUCUUCCAGCUGAAAAACCUAUAAAAAGUGGAGUGAGACUGUAAAACAAUCCUGUUUUUGCUGCUUCUCCACAGGUAAGCAGUCCCUUGCUCUUCACCCUGCCUCACCACUUUCUGUUUCUAAAUUCUCUGAUUCUUAAUAACGCUGUCAUUCUGUUUCCCUUCCCCAGGGAACUCCUGAUUCUACAUUUUCUUUCUCUUGGAAUCCCCUUUUUCCUUUCUCAUGAUUUCUCUAUAUCACUAUCACAAAUAAUUCAUUUUUAGAAGUGAGUUCUUGGGAGCCUCUUGGGAAAUUUUGCCAUUCACAUUUGUUGACUUGGGCACAGAAACAGUUCCUACUAUAUGACUUUCAUGUUAUGUCGCUUUGCUACCAUUUCCGAAUGUGUUUCUGUAUUUUAAGAAUUUCAUUUCAGCAAGAGAGUUUUACUAAACCACCUGCUCUCUCUUUUGAUUAACUUUUUCCAAUAACUUGUUAAUUGUGCAAUUCCAGACACCAGUUGAUUAUAUCUCACUUGUCAAGUUUUGAUAGCACUUUUUCCUCACAUAGGCAAAGUCAAUAAUUUCCUCCUGCACUUGUGAGAAAGAAAUCCUUUUUCACCUAUGCUUUUACUUAACAGGUGAGUACUUUCCCAUAAACAUCUCUGGCCUCACGGUCAUUUACAAAGUCCAUUAAGUUUGAUUUUUUUACCUAGACGUUUAUCAUUUCAGUGUCAUUUUCAGUGAUUUCUGAAUAAAAGGACCACGACUUGCUGAUCAAAGGAAAACUGUGAGGUCUCUGACAGAGCUGUAAAGUGCCACAGAAAAAUUAAAUAUGGACACUAAAUGGGCUACAUAUAGAGAGUUCUUAAUUGAAUCAGAAAGCCAAUUAAAAUUGAAAGAAUUUAACAAAGUUAGAGAGAAUGUAACAGGUUGGUUACAAUAUUUUCAAUUAAAUGAAAUAUUCCGUAUGACAUUUCAACUUUUCAGAGAGAAAUAAUAGAAAAUGAUACUGAGUUAAUAUAAAAAAUGUAUAAUCUGUUGCUGGAAUGGGAAACGAAAGAUGAAGAGGUUAAAUCAGUUAUCAUUAAAUGGGCACAAGAUGUGGGACACAAUAUUUAAAUGGAGGAAUGAGAAAAUCUGUGGUAGAAUGAGUUAAAAUUUGAGUGGACAGGUGGAGUCCCCCCAAACCCCGGUGACCCCCGAGUGGAAUAAUGACUCAAGACAACGUGCUAUGGGAUUAAAAUUGGCCACAAUUUUAUUAAGUUUCAGAUGUAGGGAGACCUUGGCUCAGGCAUUGGCCGUUUAUCCUUCCAGCCAAGCUAAAAUAAGGCCAGACAUUGAGGUGGAAAAUGAGCAUUUGGCCCAGAGUAUUGAAGACAUUCGCUCCAAUUUAUUUGGCUCUGAAUAAAGACAAUGGUUUGCAGGUGUAAAUUCACUCAGCACUACCAAGCCUAUCAUUGCUAUCCUAAAGGGUUAUCCUGCCUUCAUUGUAGCUCGAAUGUAAACAGUUCCUAUCUGCGUUUCUGGCAUUUCUGGCAGUUCAGCUCGUCUUGUGCCAGAAUAACAAAUGUUUGGUCCUUUGAGGUGCCUCUACCGGACUCUCUUUGUUUUUUUGUUCUUGUUUCUUCUCCGAGAUGAUAGUUCAGCUCUAGACUCUAGUUCAGCUCGUCCACACCUCCCCACACCCCUGUUAAUGAGAAUUACACCAUGUAUGUGAUGAAAUAGACUCUAGUUCAUAUCGUCUUGAGGCAGAAUAACAAAUGUUUGGUCCUUUGAGGUGCCUCUACCGGACUCUCUUUGUUUUUUUGUUCUUGUUUCUUCUCCGAGCAACUGAUUCAGCAAAGCCAAUAUUAGCUCCUGAUCAAGGCUGCAAUCCUAAACCCAAUUAACUUGGUGGGAGGGUGGGGAUGGCUACAUGCUCUUGAUCCAAUGCAGCUGGUUUCUGAGCAGCCAUAGGACUGCAGAUCACCACAUUGUCAACUUGGGAAGUGUGCCUCAUACGAUUACAGCUGCUACCUGCGAGGAAGCCACAUAAAGGUUAGUCUUUUUGCUGCUACUCUGGCUUGGCCAAGGACGUUGCAGCCUCCUGCUACAUUGACAUCCCACCACCUUUCCUUCAAGGAGUUCAAGGUGACAUCCCUAGUUCUCCCUAUUUUAACUUUAUUCUCACAAUAAGCUUUUGAGGUAGGUUUGGAUGAGAGUUGGUGAAUGGCUCAAGGUGAGCUUCAUGCAGAACUAUCCUGCUGUUCUGUUUUUGCUGCGUCUCCACAGGUAUGUGGUCCCUUGCCUUCACCCCUGCCUCAAAGCUUUCUGUUUCUGGAUUCUCUGAUUCUUAGUAACUCUGUGAUUCCAUUUUCCCUCUGUGGGAAACUCCUCAUUGUUCAUCUUCUUUCUCUUGGAAUCCCCUUGAUUCCUUUCUCGUAUUCUUAACUUUUCUUCUUCAGGCUCUAACUAUCCUCGUCCAUCAUUACUACUUGCAUCUUUUCCUGAAUUUCUCUAUAUUAUCUCAAAUAAUUCAUUUUUAGAAGUGAGUUCUUUAGUGCACUGUUUCUCAACCUUUUUUGGGCCAAGGCACACUUGUUCCAUGAAAAAAAUCACGAGGCACACCACCAUUAAAAAAGUUAAAAAAUUUAACUCUGUGCCGCCCUAUAUUGACUAUAUAAUUAUGACUGUAAGAAACACUUGCCAAUUGCUGUGUUGGUUGCAAUCUCCUGUAAUAAGGCUUCACAAGCCGCUGAUUUCUCUGCCAGCACAAUCCUUUGCUCAGCAAGUUUCAGGUUGAGCUCAUCCAGCCAGCUUCUUUAAGUUUGUCUAAAACCACCCUCCCGUGGUGGUGGCUGUUGAGAGCUGCGCUCGCUCCACAUUGUGACCCGGCCGGAUUCCUUUCCAGCGGGUCAGUGUUGUUUAUUGGCGGCCACCAGGCACGUGACAAUGCAAAUCGCCCUUCUCGUCGCCGCACGUCGCGGCACACCAGCCAGCGUUUGAGACACGCUGCUUUAGUGAGCUUCUUGGGAAUUUUUGCCAUUCCCUUUUAUCGACUUUGGCACAAAAAUGGCUCCUACAAAAACAGCUAGGCACAGGAACAGGUUUUUCCCUUGUGCCAUCAAACUUUGUAGUUGUGUAGCAGAACGGUAGGCAAGUUAUGGGUAGGGUUCCUCUGCUUUGCUAUUGUAUUGUGAGUGGAACAGUGUUUGUAUAAGGUACAUUUACAUUGCAAUGUAGUCAAAGCAAAAUUCCAAGUAUGUUUGGUACUUGGCCAAUAAAUUAUUCUAUUCUAUUCUAUUCUAUUCUAUUCUAUUCUAUUCUAUUCUAUUCUAUUCUGUGACUUACAGGUGACUCUUCUUUGUUAAUGUGUUUCUGUAUCUUAAGAAUUUCCAAAUGGCCUCACUUCAGCAAGAGAGUUUCCCCUAAACCACCAGCUCUCUCUUCUGAUUAUUUUCCUCCAAUAACUUGUUAAUUGUGCAUUUCCAGACACCAGUUGAUUUUACCUCACUUGUCAUGUUUUGAUAGCACUUUUUCCUCACAUAGACAAAGUCAAUAAUUUUAAGGUACUUCCAUCCUCCUGCACCUGUGAGUAAGAAAUCGUUUUCCACUUGUCUUUUCUACAAACAUCUCUGGCCUCAGUCAUUUGCAAAGUUCAUUGUCAUUUAUCUAGACUUAUUUAUUUUCAAUUCCGUUUCAGAGAAUUCUGAAUAAAAGUACCACAAGCAGAGUGCUCUUUCUCCCAAAAACAACUUGCUCAUCAGAGGAAGACUGUGAGGUCUCUGACAGACACAGUAAAGAACCACGAAUGCUACAGAAGAAGCUGAAGCUCUGAAAAUGUUAUUUCUGAAUCAGCAUGCAUUUCUAAUUCCAAAGAUUAUGUUCACUGCCUCUGAUCUUGGUGUAUUCGAUCUGCUGAUGGAAUCCAAGGAACCAUUGACUUCAGUGUCUAUUGCCGAAUGUCUGGGUACCAGUCCCUUUGGGAUGGAGAGACUGCUGGAUGCCUGUGUUGGCUUAAAGUUCCUGCAAGUGGAGAGGAAGGACAACAAAACGCUUUAUGGAAAUACCAACCUUGCCAAUCUCUACCUUGGCAAAAGAAGCCCAAAGACUCAGUAUUAUUCCUUGAAGAUCAAUGCUGAAUUUAACUAUACGAGAGCACAACACCUAGCUGAUGCUGUGAGGGAAGGAGAGGCUCAGACGUACAGAAUAAAUGACAGUUCUACAAAAAAUUUCUAUGAGGCUAUGUACAGAACAGAAAGAGGCUUGCGAGAAUUCAUGGAAUUUAUGCAUGAGAUGUGGAGUCCGUGGAGUGGAGUUGUGUUGAAUGCAUUUGAUCUCUCUCAUUUCCUACUCGUUUGUGAUGUGGGAGGAUGUACUGGUGCCCUAGCAAGUAAAUGUAUUUCAUUGUAUCCAAAUUCUACUGUGACCAUUUUUGACCUACCUGAAGUAGUGGAAACAGGAAAGAAACAUUUUGUCUCCUCAGAGGAACACCGGAUUACUUUUCACAAAGGUGAUUUUUUUAAAGACCCUAUUCCAGAAGCUGACCUGUAUAUUUUGUCUAGGAUCCUGCACUGCUUUACAGAUGAGAAGUGUGUGCAACUGCUAACUAGACUGCACAAAGCCUGCAAGCCUGGUGGUGGAGUUCUAGUAGUGGAAAUAGUUCUCAACGAAGACAGAACGGGGCCAUUGGAAGCUCAUAUAUAUGGUUUGGUUAUGCUGCUUGCUACUCAAGGAAAAGAACGUACCGUGUCAGAGUACAAUGCGCUCCUCAGUGCCGCUGGCUUUAAGGAGAUUCAGCAAAAGAAAACAGGCCUCUUUGAUGCCAUUUUAGGAAGACAUUGACCAAGAACAUUCUGUGAGUGUCGUGACUGAAUGGAUAUAUUUCUGCCCGAUUCUUUGUAGCCAUAACUGAACAUACUUAAUGCCUUUACAGUGGUACCUCGGUUUAAGUACACAAUUGGUUCCGGAAGUCUGUACUUAACCUGAAGCGUACUUAACCUGAAGUGAACUUUCCUAUUGAAAGUAAUCGAAAGUGGAUUAAUCCGUUCCAGACGGGUCCGCAGAGUACUUAAACUGAAAUUACUCAAACCGAAGCGUACUUAAACCGAGGUAUGACUGUAUUUUUAUUGUUGCAAAUCCUCACCAUGUGGAAAUAUCUCCUCCACCCCCUUGCUUAUCAUUAUGGUUGAACUCUAAGAGAAGCUAAAAUAACAAUAAAAAUUGUUACAUGUUAACCACCGUUGUAAGUAGUUAUUACCUUCAUUUUCCUGCUUCCCUUUUUUUCUAGGAGCACAUAAGCCAAACCAGGAAAAAGAAACAGGGGUGUGGCACGUCUCCCGGAGGGGCGUUACACGUGUUCCGAGGCAGGGUGCAGUGCACGUUUUGGGGAUGGGGCUGGCACCCGCGAUGGUGCCCCUUGGAUCCCGCCGCUCUAGGCGGCCCACCCCCCACCCCCUAUCUUCCUACGCCCCUGUUUGAGUCUAAAUAAAGACAAUGAUUUGCAGGUGUAAAUUCACUCAGCACUACCAAGUCGGUUUCUUUCAUGGCCUAUCAUAGCUAUCCAAAAUAGGUCCCUGUCCUUAUCCGGACUACAGUGUAGCACGAAUGGUUCCUAUCUGUGUUUCUAGCAUUCCAUUUCUCUCUGACCCCACUGCAUACAAUUCCCCUUCCAAUGCCCACCCAGCACCUCUUUCCACAUCCAAGGGUUACUAUGGGUCACACCUGCUCCUGUUGCUCUGAAAGCCCCUUGGACUCCUUGAUGUUAACAUCCCUCUGUUAUGCAAUGUAUGCUGGGCUUGGCACACCCAAGCUGGGCCCUAUUUAGUCCUUUCAGUUAAGCAUGGUCACCCUUCUUACACCCCAAGUUCCCUCCCGGUAACAGUGCCAAGCUGGUCUCCCUUUUCAGUUAGCUGCCGAUUUCCAUGGGAGCUGUCAGAACUGAGAAAAUCUUUUUGGAAAUUUGGAAUAAAAUGAACUUGUCUUUGUUAGGAUGAAUAUCAGUUAUUAAGAUGAAUGUACUGUAAAAAUGUUGUUUUUAUUCCAAGCAAUCCUGGUAACAAGCAAUAUGGGAUGCUUCAAAGAUAAGGAUAUUUCAAAAUUUGUAUGACGGGGCAAGAAGCCAUGAAUAAAGUAUAAAUUAGUAACAGAUAUUAAAGGUAGAGGAGGCUUCUCCCUGCCAGAUCUGAAAUUAUAUUACGUAGCCUCCUGUUUUUGCUGGAUCCAGGAAUGGAUAAAAUUUUAAAAUACAAGGCAAGAGUACCUCAAAGCUUUUGAAAUCAUAUUAUAAGGAAAGCGAUUUUUAAAGUUUGGGAAAAGUAUAAAGGAUUAUUAGAAAAAAAAAACACCAUGGUGGCUUUCUCUAUUAGAGGCAAUAUCAGGGGGGAAAUUAAAUA